CACAUCCCAGCUUUGCGGAGCGGAUGACAGGAAGCGGCUUCUUCCGCCACGGCGAUUUCCAUCAACCGAUCUCUGGAGGCACUAUUCUUGACCAUGGCGCCGAAGAGGCCUUCGGAUGGUGACCUGAUUCUCCCUCCCUCCUCCACGAAGCUUCCCAAGCCGGAGCCCACCAUUGCCCAGAGCCCACCGCCAGCCCAGCACGCGCUGCCUGGCGAUUUCUCGGGCCCCGUCAAGAAGAAGCUCGCCAACUCGUCGCGUACCGGGCAAGCGUGCGACAGAUGCAAGGUACGCAAGAUACGAUGUGACCCACGGCCCGAAGGCUGCUCGCCUUGCGCCCAGAACCGCACCCCAUGCAAGACCACCGACAGAAUCACUGGCCGCGCAACCACUCGUGGGCAAGUCGAAGCUCUCGAGGGCGAGAAUGCCCAUCUCCGCUCUCAGCUGGCUGAGCUACAAGCCCAGUUGAAGGACCUGGGUGUAGAACCGCGCACGCCCGCCCACGCAAACCUCGUCCCUCCCCCCAACACGUCUUGGGCAUCGCCAGGCGCACCCAAUGAUUGGAACGAGACUUCUCAGCGCCCGGCGACACCACCGCACAUGCCUGACUAUGCUCCCGCUUGUGGGCUGGAGAAUAGUAAACCGUUGCCGCAGUUCAAGCAUGCCUCGUUUGGCGACAACUAUCUUGGCCUGUCCUCGCCAGACCCUCUUUUGAGUAAUAUCAAAGGGACCUCCAUAUCUGUAUUCGGCCAGGACAUUGACAUCACCGACUUCGUCGACAGUCAGAAAUACGACAACUCCGCCAUGACGUAUAAGCAUUUCAUCAGAAUUGCAAUGAACAUUGACCGCGUCGAACCUGUGCCUCUACCUGGGUACCAGGAUUUGAGCGAGUACUGCAAGAUAUACCUCCGUUCCCUCAACCCAUAUACCAUGCUGGUCGAUAAGCGUGAUCUGAUGCACCUGGUGUGGCGUCUUGGAAACGAACCCCAUUUUGAGCCUACCGCAGCCGAAACAUCGACUCUUCAUGGUGUGCUCGCCACGCUGAAGUAUCAGAUUGCUGUUCGUAACGGUCAAUCGUCUAUAGAAGAUGCUAUUCAACAUUAUCGUUACGCCCUGAGCUUCUACCAGGAGUUGUUGCUCUCUCAUACUUGGCGAGACGUUCAGGCCUUGGCCAUCUUAAGCCAUCACCUGCGCAACUUUCCGAAGCCUGGUGCAGCUUGGUAUAUGAGCUCAACCACCUUUUUGCUUGCCGUCGAACUUGGAUUUCAUCGUUCUCAUAAAGCAUGGGCAGAUGGCAGUAGUAAGAUGGACACGCUAGAGAUAGAGAUGCGCAAGCGCAUUUUCUGGACUAUGCAUGCGCUCCUAAUCAAUCUCAGCGGCAAGCUAGGUCGGCCUUUGCCCAUUUGCCUCGACGAGGUGGACGUCGAAUUCCCCGAAGCACUUGACGACAGCCUUCCCGGAGAAGACAUCAAUGUAACUCCGUUUCGGAAGUGCUCUUUUCAGAUUGGUAUCCAAAUUGCCAAAUUCACUGUUCACUUGUCAAGAUUGUUCGGGACACUUUAUUCGUUGAGCCGCAUGGAUAAAUCUUCUUAUGCCGACACUGUGCGACUGCUAGAAGCCGGCCUCCGACAAUGGAAAGAUGAACAGCCUUACGAAUUGCAGGACCCAAACCGUGCUUCUCGCGACGAUUUCGUGUUUGCUUUGUUCUUGGAAUAUUGGUACCAAGAGUACAUAUUGCUAUUGUAUCAUCCCGCUGUAUGUCGAUCGAGAGAACCGACAGUGAUUAGUUCGAACUCGGAUCGAUGCUUGGUGGCUUCUCAAAAGAUGCUUCAUACAUGCGAUGAGCUCAGGAAGCUGCGGAGUCUUGAUAUACCUUGGAUUAACGCAGUCACUUAUAUUGCUGCCAUUUUCACUACACUGUUCAUCAACUUCCAAAGAAAAGACCAAAUGGCCUCAGCAGACAUGGCUAAGUUACGAAAGGAUAUGGAUCAAUGGGUCGAUGUUAUAGGAGCUUGGGGUCAACUUCUUGGUUCUGGAAAUAGAUUGCAGCAUGCCAUCCAUUCAAUUGUCGAGAGAUCACUAAGUGAUAUUAGCGACAGCAUUUUCAAGAGGACAGCGAGUCAGUCCCUAGCUCAAGUUGCACUCCAGGCGCCCCAAGAGCCCCCACCAGCAGACAUGUACACUAACGGUAAUCACCACGGCCCAUAUGCGAAUUCUGCUAGCACCACGGGCGAAUCUACUAUGACCACCUCGAAUCAAGGCUACACCAAUCCGCCAGCCACUGCUAUGUACGCCUUCAAUAACGGUACUACAAGCAAUUCGAAUGCCGUAGCUCAUCAUUCGACUGGUGGAUAUGAACAGCGGUCGUAUGCUAAUGAUCAAGAGUCUGCCAUGGCGCCUUCUCAUGCCGCCGCACUCCAAGCGGCAGCGUCUAAUGCCGCUUCUUCACGCUCGGAAGAUCAUUACGGUUACAAUAACGCGCAAAUCACUAACAACGGCCAACAUCCUUAUGCAUCAACCAACGGCGUCAGCCCUGAGGACUGGAGUCGUUUCUCGAGAACAUAUAUCCAGCAGACGACACCACAGGGCGACUAUCUGAAUACAGCAACGACGCUCAUGGCACUGGGCAGUGGCCGAGAUGGCGGGUCCCAAUCUCACACCAAUGAGAGCCAGGGUAUGGGCGAUGGGUCCGUGAUGCAAGGUCUUGGUACCAAUGCCAUGCAGUGGCCUGGUGUGCAGACAGGAUUCCACUCUAAUGGACAUCCCGGCCUCUGA
This is a messenger RNA of Periconia digitata, 2772 nucleotides long. Lineage: Eukaryota; Fungi; Ascomycota; Dothideomycetes; Pleosporales; Periconiaceae. The record is from the annotation of a GenBank genome assembly.